UGUCACGCUCUGUAACUACCAUUAUGUUGUUAUCUGUAUGUGUUUCUCUAGUACAGCUGGCAUUAUUAAACCAUGAAAUUUCAUCUCAACACGAUCCUAGGUUCAGGCCUCUCACUAGAAGUAAAAGAUACUUAGGACUCCAAAAGCAUUAUAAGAUUAAUCGACGGUACCAAGAAUGCAUUGCUCCUGGCGAUGUCCCAGGACACUGUAAGCAUGCCGCGUUUUGCGAGAUGAACGUCCUAGGAUACUCCAAAGGAUCCUUGGACUACUUAUGUGUUAUUACAGAAAUGCAUGUUGGGGUUUGUUGUCCUGAUGAUGUCUUGAUUAGUAAACUUACCGGUUCACGUAUUGUUAUGGAUCUACCUGCCGGAGUGAGAGAUUAUGAUGAUGAUGAAGAACUUUCAACGUCAGGGUGCGGAAUAACGAGUAGUAGUAGUAGAAGAACGUCAGAAAAACAAUCAAGGCAGUGGCCUUGGUUAGCAGCGCUAUAUAGGCCCGGUGACACCCAAUUUUCCUUCUGCGGGGGAGCUGUAAUUACUGAUCGGCACAUAUUAACCGCUGCCCAUUGUAUACAUAGUGCAUCCAAGGAUAAUAUACGAGUCCGACUAGGCGAAUACAACUUUAUGCAAGUCGGCGAAACACGUGCCAGAGAUUUUGGAGUGAAAGAUAUUACAGAACACAAAGAAUAUGACCCGGCAACAUAUUUGCAUGACAUUGCAAUUGUAACUUUGGAUAAGCCCACCGUUUUUGAUACGUAUAUAUGGCCAAUAUGUUUGCCUCCCAUGAAUGGAAGUUAUGUAAACGAGACGGUCAUUAUUGCUGGAUGGGGGCAAGAAAGCUAUUCUGGUCCAACGAGCGCGAUUUUACGUGAGGUUGCCGUACCCGUUUGGGAGCAAGAAAAAUGUGUAGAGUCCUUCACUCAAAGAAUUACUGAAAAUAAUUUGUGUGCUGCCGCCUACGAAGGAGGAAAAGAUUCUUGUUUGGGAGACUCUGGUUGUCCUCUGUUAUACAAAUUAGAUAAUGGACGUUGGGCGACCAUUGGGAUUGUGUCCUGGGGAAUAGGAUGUGGAAAUAAAGAUCAACCGGGUAUUUACACAAGGGUCGAUAAGUAUAUACCAUGGAUUGUUACACACACGAUAGGGGAGCAAAUAAUUUCACUGCCGUAGUAAUAUGACACUUUUAUUUAUAUAUGUAAGUAUAUAAGAAAAAUGUAUAAUUUACAACUGUAUAGCAAUAACAAAUAAUUAUAUAUCUGAUUUUCUUAUACAAAAUAAAAUAGGUUAAUUAAUUUAGUUAAAUA
This is a messenger RNA of Photinus pyralis (common eastern firefly), 1300 nucleotides long. Its product is annotated as proclotting enzyme-like. The record is from RefSeq and is a predicted model, not a curated record. The coding region runs from base 24 to 1166 and encodes 380 amino acids. Lineage: Eukaryota; Metazoa; Arthropoda; Insecta; Coleoptera; Lampyridae. Gene Ontology annotation, biological process: proteolysis. The transcript is spliced from 6 exons. Gene Ontology annotation, molecular function: serine-type endopeptidase activity.